GAGAUUGUGGUGAAUUUUAUCCUAACAGCACUUGCUGUUGUGUCGUUGAUUGUAUCAGUCGCCUUCUUGUUGGAACGAAGCGACUGGAGUCGUUACGAAAGCUAUCGUCUUGUGAUGGGCAUUGCGGUGAGUUUCUACCUUACAGUUAGUAUGGAACUUAAGAAAUUUGCUCACAACCAGUUGAUCGGCUAA
Messenger RNA from Anisakis simplex (herring worm), 192 nucleotides. Lineage: Eukaryota; Metazoa; Nematoda; Chromadorea; Rhabditida; Anisakidae. The record is from the annotation of a GenBank genome assembly.